This is a messenger RNA of Tetranychus urticae (two-spotted spider mite), 2072 nucleotides long. RefSeq lists its product as uncharacterized. NCBI's taxonomy places the organism in Eukaryota, Metazoa, Arthropoda, Arachnida, Trombidiformes, Tetranychidae. The record is from RefSeq and is a predicted model, not a curated record. Gene Ontology annotation, molecular function: oxidoreductase activity. Gene Ontology annotation, cellular component: cytosol.
GAAAUAAGCUAAUUACAUAUCGUUUAUUAUUAAUGAUUGAUCAAAUAUUUAACAACUCAAGCACAGAUAAUUAUUAUCAUGAAAACGAUUGAUAAACCAAAACAUUGCUGUUCAGUCGCUUAAGUAAUUAAAUGCCUUGACCAAUUUUCAAUGAGUGCUUUGGACUAAACUUCAUCUGAUUAAACAAUCCAAGAGGUCUGUGAAUAUAUCGGCAAAUGACUUCAUUGGAUCUGAUUACCUAGUAAGGCAAAAGCUUUCUUGAAUUGGAGAUGUUGAACAGCCGUGUUUAACAAGAUUAACAUCAAUUGCUCUAGUCUAUUCCUUCAUUUUAGAUUAACCCUAAAUUGGAUUGUAAAUAUAACGAUAUUUAAAAUGAAAAAUAAUUAAAUGUCUAACAAUUUGUAAGUUGAGCACCAUAAAUCAAGAUUUAUCAAUGUUAUGUUUAACAAUGUUGUAAGAUUUUCAAAAUCUGUAAUGUAUUCCCAUCUCCUAUUUACGUUGUUAUAUACAGCUCGAUAUAAACAAAUAUUGAACAUGAACCGCUUCUGAUUAAGAUUAACCAUUAUCAUGUUAUGCUCGUAAAAUGUACCAGUAACUUAAGCCUUAAUCAGGUUUUUUCUCACUGUUUUAAUAACUUUUGUCUACAAUAGAUACUUGAGAUUUUUAGUCUAGUAAUUAACAAUCACUGCAAAUGUUAACAAAGGCACUUUAUUUACGAGCCAUGAGAUGUCACUGUUAACUUUAUUGUAGAUGAUUUUGUUUUCAGUUAGCAGAUAAGAUUAUCUUAUGGUGAAAACGAAUGUCUCCAUUUAUUAUUUGUGUUUAAUAUUUUCGAAACGAUUAAGUUAUGGAUUUGCCGUUAACCUUCAACUCUGAUAUUCAUGAUCUGAACAAGAUCAGUUCUUUAAAGAAACAUUACAAUUUUCUAGGAAACACCAAGCUUGAAGUUUUCAAAGUUGGAUUAGGAACUGGUAUAAGCUUUGGCUUGGUUGAUUUUGAUGACAAUGGUGAACCUUUUGGAAACGAGUAUGAAAUUAGAGCUACAACUGUGAUUAAAGCUUUACAAGAAGGUAUCAACUAUUUCGAUACUGCACCACUUUAUGCUGCUGGUAAAGCUGAAAGGGUUCUUGGAAAGGCUAUUCAAGGAUUACCUCGAGAAUCGUUUUACCUCGCUACUAAGGUUGGAAGGAACCACCAAUGUCAAUUUGAUUAUUCGCCAAGAGGAGUGAGGGAAACUUUCGAAACAAGUUUACGAAAUUUACGAGUAGAAAGUGUCGAUUUGGUUACAAUUCAUGAUAUUGAAUUUGCCGAUAAUUUGGAAUCUAUCGUGAAAGAUGUCAUCCCAAUACUUGAGCAAUAUCGCAGAGAAGGAAAACUUCGUUACAUUGGUUGUUCGGGCUAUCCUCUGGAACCACUAGUUAAUUUAACUCAACUAGCAAAAGGUAGAUUGGACACUUGUCUCUCUUAUGGCCGAAUGACUCUUUUUAAUACUGAUUUGAUGAAAUGUUCUCCAUUAAUCAACAAUUCUUCAAUUGGUUUGAUUAACGCAUCUCUCCUUGGAAUGGGCCUUUUGACACCUAAUGUCCUUUUAAAUCCUCCAGUUCCAUAUUGGCAUCCAGCUUCCCCUGAUCUGGUAGCAGAAUGUCAAAAAGCUGCUCAGCUUUGUUUGAAAGAGGGAGUCAAUCUGGCUAAAAUCGCAACACAUUUUUCUUUGACAAAAUGUCCUCAAACUGCUCUUCAUUUGAUUGGCAUGAUUACGCCUGAUCAACUUGAAAACAAUCUGUCAGUUCUGAAAGGUGGCUUAACUGAUCAAGAAUCGAGAAUAGAAGCUGAAAUCAGCCAAAUGUUUAAUUGUGUAAAAACACACUGGGAAGGAGUUGAAGUCUCAAAAUAUCGUCAGGAUCCAAAGAAAUUCACUGACAAUUUGCUUUAUGGACCCCAAGCCUGAUCUAAUUUAUAAAUUAUCUAAAUGGAACCAAUUUAAUUUUUAACAAUUUUCAAUUUUGUAUUCAACCAAACAUAUGUUGGCCAUGAAAAUGGCUCAAUAAACUCAAUAGUUUUACUUACUCAAA